Messenger RNA from Phycomyces blakesleeanus NRRL 1555(-), 540 nucleotides. RefSeq lists its product as hypothetical. The record is from RefSeq and is a predicted model, not a curated record. The transcript has a single exon. The annotation marks the transcript as partial. Lineage: Eukaryota; Fungi; Mucoromycota; Mucoromycetes; Mucorales; Phycomycetaceae.
AAUCUUCCUCGAAGUGUAAGAUUCAAGAAAGAAAAUGUCAUUCUCGUUGGGUUAAUGUCAGGUCCGAAAGAAGCAAAAACAUCCGAGAUAAAUUUGUACCUCAGACCUCUGGUUGAUGAAUUAGAAAAGUUGUACAAGGGAGUCAGAGUCCAGACAUAUCAAUGCCCAAAUGGUAUCACCAUCUGUGCUGCUCUGUUUAUGGUUGCCUGCGACAUCCCUGCUGCCCAAAAAGUGUGUGGAUUCACGUCCCAUAUCAGUACAAACACAUGCCACAAAUGUAAUCGCCAAUUCUCCCGAUUAGCUGGAACGAGCUCUGUCGAUUAUUCUGGAUUUGAUUUCUCAAAGUGGCUCCUUCGCACUAAGAAUGAUAAUUGUAAGGAUGCUGAGGUCUGGAGGAAUGCAACCACUGAAGCUGAGAGACAUCGUCUUGAAGUUGAAAAUGGUGUUUGCUGGUCCGAACUGCAUCGUCUCCAGUACUUUGACGUUGUCCACUGCAUGAUCAUUGAUCCAAUGCACAAUCUCUUCUUAGGCACAGCCAAG